Messenger RNA from Patiria miniata (bat star), 3146 nucleotides. RefSeq names its product mucin-5AC-like. Gene Ontology annotation, cellular component: cytosol. The record is from RefSeq and is a predicted model, not a curated record. The transcript has 12 exons. NCBI's taxonomy places the organism in Eukaryota, Metazoa, Echinodermata, Asteroidea, Valvatida, Asterinidae. The coding region runs from base 147 to 3032 and encodes 961 amino acids. Gene Ontology annotation, molecular function: protein binding.
CUUCCACCAGUGUUGCAUUGUGGGUAUUAAACUAUGCAAUGGCGACAAUGUGAAAGUCACUAGUUUGUCUUCCGGAUUUUUAUUUUGGCCGGAUUUUUGCGAGUCUGUUUUUUAUUUCGUUUGGAAAAUUGUAUUUGGGGAACAAAAUGGGGAAGGAUCAAGAUCUUUUGGAUGCUGCCAGGACGGGGAACAUGGUGACCAUCCAGAAAAUACUGUCGGCUCGACCGAAAAAUGCGCUGUCGCAGGCGAUAGCCAUUGGUUUCAGACGAAGUGUGGCUCCAAACUGCCAAGACAGUUCUGGGUAUACACCACUGCACCACGCUGUGCUGAACAAUCACAAACAUGCCGUGGAUCUCCUGUUGAAGCACGAUGCCUCGCCAGGUAUACCAGAUGCCAAAGGCAGCACGCCGUUCCACCUGGCUGCCUGGACGGGAGCUGCUGAGGUCAUCCGAGUCCUCAUGUCUCAUGCCAGGUCCUACAGCUACAUCAACGAACAGAACAAUGACUGGGAUUCGCCCUUACACUUUGCAGCACAGUAUGGCCACACUGAUGUUGUCAAGUUGUUGCUGGAGAAUGGAGCUGACCCCACCAUCGUCAACAAGAAAGAAGAGACGCCCUUGGACCUGGCUGCCCAGUACGGCCGGCUGGAGACAGUGGAGCUCCUGCUCAGGAGACGGCCAGAGCUUCUCAAUCGGAUCCAAGAGCACCGUUCCAUCCUCCACCUAGCGGCCAGAAACGGUCAUCCUCAGGUCAUCAAAGCUCUCCUGGAAGCUGGCUGCGACAUCAAUAAGAAGCUCAAGACCGGUUCAGCAUUACACGAGGCGGCGCUGUUUGGCAAAGCGGAAGCAGUGCGCGUUCUCCUCGAACACGACCCACCUAUCAACUACCGCAUCAAGGACAUGGCCAAUGAGACCGCGCUACAGAAAGUAGAAGGGUACCCGUCCAAGGUGGCUAUUGAGAUCGCCGCCAUGAUCAAAGCUCACAUAAAAGGCAGUCCACUACCUCCCUCCUCCUCAACUCCCGGCCCCCUCCGCCGCGUCAAAGACCUCAUCGACCCUGAACAGCGGUCCACGUACGACAACGUGCCACCGGCCACGCCCCCUUCCCCAGUUGCGGUAGCCGCAGUCACGCGCCAUUCGGCCUACACUCCUCCGAUGGUCAAAAAGCCCACGCGGCCGUUUCGGCCCACGGCCGGCGCCGCGGUCAACCGCAGCACCAACUACAUGAACCUGGAAAUCCCACUGAAGGUCCCGCCUAAGAAGCCCUCUCGGUCCUCCAUCGGGGUGCUUCUGGACAAGGUGGACUUGUCCUCUUCGCCCAGGGCCGAAUCGCCGUUGGUAAACGCCAGUACUUCCAUGUGUGAACUGUCGUCUGCUCCGUCCGGUGGCAGCAGUCCGGUGUCACAGCCAAAGAGCUCAGAUUCUGAGAAGUCGCCUCCACCGCUUCCAGACCGCAACUACUACGACGAAGAGGUGGCGGGGGAGUACACCCAACUCCGCAUUAACGCAACCAAAACCGCCGUCAGUGCCUCCCACUCAGUGCCUGUCAAGACAACCGCCUCCUUCAAGUGCCCCACCCCUCCUAGCUUCGUACCCCAGGAGAAGCCAGUACAGCUGAGAGCUGUUUCUAGUAAACACAGGCAUGUCUAUGCGCCCGACCAAACUGACGGUGACCCUGUUAUCUCUUCCAAGGAGGACGUCAACGAACUCCGGAGGAGUCUACUCAUGGAUGCCGCUUUCUGUGGCCCCGCCCCUGGUCCCUCCACUGGCCCCGCCCCUGGCCCCGCCCCUAGCCUCCCACCUUGCCCUGUUCCUGGCCCUGCCCCUGGCCAUACCCCUGGCUCCACCCCUGGCCCCACCCCUGGCCGCACCCCUGGCCACACCCCUGGCCGCACCCCUGGCCACACCCCUGGCCCCACCUACUCUUCCUCUGAGACAGAGAGCUUCUAUGAGGAUCUGUCUGAGGCUUACAGUGGUGACGUCGCUGCUCAGCAGCUGCAAGAGUUGGCUGUUCUCAAGCAGCACCUGCAAAUCCCAAUGCAUAACAGCAGUACCAUGGGUUCGUCAACCGGCAGUGACCAGGACUCGGAUGUGUAUGAGCUGCUCUCCGACGCCACGACGGGGCAGCAUGAGAAUUACGACGUCCCCCCUCCCUUGAGGCUAGCACUGUCCUCUGUAGGCUCCGCCCUCGAAGACCUAUCUCCAACAAAGGGGAGUGAGCCCAUCCCCCCACCCCGCCGUUCUAAACACCGAGGCACCUCCCCCCGGAGCGUCACCCCUACCCUCCCUGUGGCCAUCACCAGCCUCAACAACGGUGACCUGCCGUUGUCGGCCAGCAACUCAUGCUACUCAGAGUCACGGAGUUCAGGCACCGAGGACUCGGACAUGCCGUCUUCCCCGGGCAGUUACUACUCGCAGCCACCCACCCCGGACCAUCCCCCGCCCUCCCCCCACACCGCCAUGAUGGGCAUUCAGGCCAAACUGUCCCCACAGUCCUUUCCGCACAGUAACUUCCUUGGGGCGAAAGAGCCGUCAAAUCAAGCAUGGAUGUCGUCGCAGAGCGGAUCAUCAGCGGAGAACAGAUCAGCCUUCCAGCCUGUUAGGAUCGCAGACCCGCAGGAGCGUUCAGAACAGACGAAUCGUUUCCCCGAGACGCGGCAAUAUUUUACCCCCGAGAGCUCCGUCGUCCACAGCGCAGGGACCACUUACUCCGGCUCCAACUCGCGGGAUCACAGCGAAGCCAGGCAACGGAGCCGGCCGGAAAAGCCCUCCCGUUUCGGAUUCCCGCCCACGUCUCAAUUUCAACCCACCGACGAUCAUCACCCACCGGGACCUGUGGAUCCGCAACAAAGAGACUCCAUUAGCGGGGGACCGGUGAACGGAAGCCAUUCGCUCACCCAGUCUAGUGUGGACUCGGAGGGUUACCAGGCAAACGAUGAGUAUCUGAGUGUCACGGAUACCAGCAGUAGUGGGGACACCGAGUUACUGAGACGAGACGACGAAGAUCCGUUUGCGGGUAAGUUCCAAAAUUAAUACUUCCCCCAAAUCAAUAGGAAUCUGUAGGAAGCCUGAAUCUUAAAAAAUCCAACUUUGCAGAAAACUAAAUGAAAUUCUACAUUAUAAAGCAUUACUGAGACAGAGAGAAAA